This is a messenger RNA of Seminavis robusta, 600 nucleotides long. Lineage: Eukaryota; Bacillariophyta; Bacillariophyceae; Naviculales; Naviculaceae. The record is from the annotation of a GenBank genome assembly.
AUGAAGACCUUCUGCGCUAUCCUCCUCGCCGUCUCGGGUGCGUCCGCCUUUGCCCCUGCCCAAACUGGCACCAGUAGUUCCACCCGUUUGGCGGCUACCGAAGAAUUGGCUGGACUCCGAAGUGGUGCUGGCCCCGAAACCGCAGGACAGGUCUUCGACCCCGCUGGUUUGGCUGAAUGGGCUCCCGUUGACCACCUUCGCAAGGCUGAAUUGUCCAAUGGACGUUCCGCCAUGUUGGCCACCGUCGGAUGGCUCUGGCCCAAAUACGUUGGUACCUUCGAAUCGGACGAUGUGACCACACUUGACCCCAUCAAGGCCAUCAUGGAAGCCGAUCCCCAAUGGUGGGCACAAUGGAUUAUUUUCUGUGGUGCCAUCGAGGGCAUCAAGUACCGUGCUGAAGCCGAGGGCAAGUCCUUCACUGGUGACGGCCCAGCUGCUAUUGACUGGACUGGACAGUGGGGCAAAAUGUCCGCCGCAGAACAGGAAGACAUGGCAGUCAAGGAAUUGAAGAACGCACGUCUCGCUAUGAUCGGUAUGGGUGGAUUCAUCGCCAACUACUUCAUCCCAGGAAGUGUCCCAGGCAUGCCAGAAGGAUGGUAA